AUGUUAUCUUCAUCGAUAAAGUCGGCGGUCUUACCUGUCUUGCGAACGUUUGUUCGUUUCAAAUCAAAGGCUGAUGUAAGUCCUUCCACUCAAAGAGUUAUUGGUCAAAUGUCUGCAUUAUCUGCCUCCAAGAAACAACCCAAAGUUAUCAGAUUAUCUAACGAAGACUUGAUCAAACACAAGUCUAUUGUCAAUGCAUGGAACUUGUACAGGCGAAGAAAGGUAUCACGCCAACGUGAUCAACUCAACAAGCAAUAUCAAUCCAUUGUUGAUGCUAUGGAAGACUUGAAACAAUCUGAGCCUGAAUUAUACGUAUGGGCUAACACGAAGCAAACCAACAAGAAAUUCCCAUUACAAUUAAGAGUUCCAACUGAUUAUCCUCCUUCACAACCUUGGGUUUAUAACGUAAAGAAAUAG
Lizanozyma spartinae is the source of this 417-nucleotide messenger RNA. It is a transcript of the gene MRPL28, whose product is annotated as mitochondrial 54S ribosomal protein mL40. The coding region runs from base 1 to 417 and encodes 138 amino acids. Gene Ontology annotation, molecular function: structural constituent of ribosome. The transcript has a single exon. NCBI's taxonomy places the organism in Eukaryota, Fungi, Ascomycota, Pichiomycetes, Serinales, Debaryomycetaceae. Gene Ontology annotation, biological process: mitochondrial translation. The record is from RefSeq and is a predicted model, not a curated record.